Messenger RNA from Juglans microcarpa x Juglans regia, 2976 nucleotides. Its product is annotated as disease resistance protein At4g27190. The record is from RefSeq and is a predicted model, not a curated record. Lineage: Eukaryota; Viridiplantae; Streptophyta; Magnoliopsida; Fagales; Juglandaceae. The coding region runs from base 1 to 2976 and encodes 991 amino acids. The transcript has a single exon. Gene Ontology annotation, molecular function: ADP binding.
AUGGAAGUGGUGGCUUCGAUUGUUGCCGAAGCAGUGGUAGCAAUUGGCCGGCUUUUCUCUGGUUCUAUCUAUUCUAUGAUCGUGGACACUGUCAAAUACCAAUCAAACCUUGAUGCUCUGGACAAGGAGAUGAAACCACUUAUGGCUCUCAGAGAUGAUGUAAAAAAUGAAACCGAAUUAGCUGAGAUUGAAGGAAAAGUGCCAAGGACUCGAGUCAUAGAGUGGCUUAAGGAGGUUGAUGAGCUUCUGCUUAAAGUCGAUCAGAUUCAAGCAGUAAAGCUUUCUCGACUUCCCUUAAAUUGCAGUAAGGGGUAUAGAAUAAGCAGGGAAGCGGCAGAAAACCUCAGAGAGAUACAAAGGCUUCUAAAAGCUGGAAGUUUCCACACUGGUAGUGUGUCUGUCAGUUAUUCAGCACCCAGUGCAGUAGAGCAUAUUCCAGGACAUUCAAUUCAAGAUCAAACAACAGCAUCAACAACUUUAUCCCAAACUAUGACGCUAUUGUCUGACCCUACAGUAUUAAGGAUUGGUAUUUGGGGAAUGGGAGGUGUAGGCAAGACUACUCUGAUAAGAAACUUGAACAAUAAGCUCAAAGGUACUUCUUCAAUCCUGCCUUUCAGCAUUGUCAUCUGGGCUACUGUUUCCAAGAAUUUUGACAUGAAAAAAGUCCAAAUACAAAUAGCCGAGAGAUUGAACUUGAAAGCAAAGAAGGAAGAAAGUACGGAGAGAUUGUCUAUUCUACUUUAUGAAAGACUUGAGAAGGAGAAAAAUUUUCUGCUGAUUCUAGAUGACAUUUGGGCGAAAAUUGAUUUGCAUAGGUUGGGCAUCCCGGAGCCUGGGGUUGAAAAGGGUUCUAAGAUCAUAUUAACAACUCGAUCUCUAGAUAUCUGUAGGUACAUGAUGACUGAUGUUGAAGUUAAAGUGAAUGGUUUAAAUGAUGAAGAAGCUUGGCAAUUAUUCAGUCGAUAUACGGGGAGUGUGGUUAGUUCAGAACAUGUUAGACCCUUCGCAGAAGCAAUUGCUAGAGAAUGCUGUGGAUUGCCAUUGGCUAUAACCAUCGUGGGAGCUGCUAUGAGAGGAAAGACAAUGGUGCGGCUGUGGGAGGAUGCCUUAAAUGAGUUGCAAAGAUCAAGGCCUAAUAUAGGAGGCGUUGAGGAUGAGGUCUAUAAGCCUUUGAAGUGGAGUUACGACUCACUACAAGGUAAAAGAAUAAAAAGUUGUUUCCUGUAUUGUUCUUUGUUUCCCGAGGACUUCGCUAUUGGAAAAAGUGAACUAGUAAAGUGCUGGCUGGCGGAAGGUUUGCUAGAUGAACAAGAGAACUACGAGGCUUCACUCAAUAGAGGAAUUGCCAUGAUUGAAAGUCUGAAAGACUCUUGUUUGUUGGAAGAGGGUAUCCGUGAGUGCACUGUGAAGAUGCAUGACAUAGUUCGUGAUGUUGCCAUAUGGAUUGCAUCCUCAUCUGAGGAUGAGUGUAAAUCCCUUGUCCGUUCAGGUAUGGGCUUGACUGAGAUUUCAGCCGUUGAGUUAUUAAAUUCUCUAAGAAGAGUUUCUUUCAUGAAUAACAAGAUAAAAAUGCUACCUGAUCGUGUGAUACAAUGCUCAGAGGCCACGACUUUGCUACUGCAAGGUAAUAGUCACCUUGACGGAAUUCCAGAGAGAUUCCUGCAAGGAUUUGGAGCACUCAGAGUCCUGAAUCUGAGUAGGACAAACAUCCAUUCAUUGCCUCUUUCUUUGCUUCAACUUGAUGACCUUCGUGCUCUCCUUUUAAAGGACUGCCUCUAUCUUGAAGAACUACCCUCGCUGGAGAGGCUUAGUAGACUUGAAGUGCUAGAUCUCUCUGCCACUCCUAUCAAAGAAUUGCCAAGAGGGAUGGAAAACUUGAGCAACUUAAGGCAACUGAUCUUAUCCCGCACUCGACACCUAAAAACCAUUCAAACUGGAAUUAUAUCAAGGUUGUCUUGUUUAGAGUACCUGGAUAUGACACACAGUGGUUACCAGUUGAGGGUGAAGAGGGAAGUAGAAGAGAAACAGACAUCUUUUGAAGAGCUCCUAUGCCUUGAGAGGCUACUUGUCUUAUUCAUCCAUUUGGAGAGGAUCCCAUGUCUGAGCUCUGAACCUCUUUCCUCGGUAUAUAGAUUAACCAGAUUCCAGUUUUUAAUUGGUCCACAUGCGCACCACUUGAAAGGUAGGCAUGCACAUGACAAAAGAACAGUAACUGUAAGGGCUCUUGAUCUUUCUGCAGAACCGAUUUGGUGCUUGUUGAGUAUUGCCAGCUCUCUACUCUUGAAUCAUUGUUGGGGACUGAAUGAGAUGCUAGAAAACUUGGUCAUUAACAGCGUUGGCAGCUUCGCUGGUUUAAAAUCUCUUACCAUCAGACGAUCUGAUUGCAGUUUUCGGCCAGGAAGAGGAUGUGCGGGUACGACUCUCUGUGACCUCCUACCAAAUUUGGAGGAACUUCAUCUCGAAUACCUGUCAUGCAUAGAAAGCAUUUCAGAACUAGUUUCCCACCUGGGGCUGAGAUUUCUGAGACUAAAAUCAAUAGUAGUGGCCAAUUGUCCUAAACUGAAGAAUCUUCUCUCAUGUGGUUUCUUCAUUCAUGACCUGCCAAACCUAGAUGUAAUCAAGGUGAGCUUCUGUGACGAGUUAGACGAACUCUUUAAUUGUCUUCCUUUGCAGAAUAUGGAUCUAUGUCCUGUUGUUCCAAAUCUACGGGUACUGAAAUUGAAGGACGUUCCCAAAUUAAGGGCUGUUUGCAGAGACGAAGAGACAUGGCCAUGUCUAGAGCAGGUAGAUGUGAUCGAUUGCAGUCUUCUCAGGAAGUUGCCUCUUACAAACCGAAAUGCAGAAAACAUGAAGAAAAUAAGAGGAGAAUCACAAUGGUGGAACGCAUUGGAGUGGGAUGCUGACAUAACCAAAUCAAACCUGCAGCCUUAUUUUCAUCCAGCCGAGGCCUCUAGGAGCCGUAAGGAGUGGGAGUGA